GCUGCAUGUUCUCACUAGGAAAUAUUAAUUAUUAAAAAAGGUGGCCUGACACUUAAUCCACAACUCCACGUCAUUAUCACGCGUUAGUAUGUCACAAUGACACUGAAUAGAGCUUAAAAGUAUAUCUGAAAGCAAGGAGCAGAUAUAUAGCGAUAAAAGUUGUGUGGUUUACACUUUUCCACUGCAAUAUUAUUUGGUGCAAUUAUGGACUUGUAUUUGAAAGUGCCCAAUGAGCUCUCAAUCCAGAAUCAAGAAAAUGGGGACCACAAAAUGCAGAGGCAGGUCAGUGAGAAUCCUGAUGAGACCAUAGAAUCUAAAGGACUUAGAUUCUGUCAACGCUUUCUCCAGGGACGAUGGAAAGAUGUGUCGGAAAAAGAUUUCACAGUGGAACGAAUCCAUUUUUACGUGCCCUCUGCUACUCCUACAUCCACUGAUCCAGGAUUUUGCAUGAAACAAGCAAUGGAUUUCACUAUUAGAGUGGGGGACUCAGCAACUAUUUGUACCUGUGUUCUCUACCGAAGGAUGUUGAUCCAAUCAAUGGCGAACCACGUCACAUUCUCCUGCGGAUCUAUGGACAGAUCCUCGUGGAACACCCAGAUACUAUGGUGUUGGAUUCUGUCAUCUUUGCACUGAUGUCUGAGAAAAAACUAGGACCAAAGCUCUAUGGGGUCUUCACAGGAGGACGGUUGGAGGAGUACAUUCCCGCGAGGUGUCUUCUUACGGAAGAGCUUCACAUUCCUGUAAUAUCUCUGGAGUGCGCCAAGCGUAUGGCACGUAUACAUCAACUCCACAUGCCCCUCUGUAAAGAACCAACUUAUAUAUGGGACGCUAUGAAAAGAUGGCUUGAUGAGUCCCUCAAUGAGAUAACAUUCGACCAAUCAGAUGUUGAUUCCACAGUGAAGUUCAACAAACUGCUAAGCUACAACCUUGCUGAAGAAUAUGAGUGCCUAAAGGAAACCCUAGCUGCUGUACAUUCCCCCGUUGUGUUCUGCCACAAUGACAUGCAAGAAGGCAACAUUCUGUUUAUGGAAGAUGAGGAACCAGGAAACCAGUUACUGCCAAUUGACUUUGAAUAUGCAGGAUAUAACUACAGGGGCUUUGAUAUUGGUAAUCACUUCUGUGAGUGGUCGUACAGCUAUAAAAAUGAUCGCCCGCCAUAUUACCAUGCCAGCCUUGCAGACUACCCCUCCAGAGAUCAACAGCUGUUGUUCAUUCGAGAAUAUAUUCGUGAAUCAGGCAUCGAGAAUGACAAUGGAGAGACAGAGGAGAAAAUGUUACUAGAAGUGAACACAUAUGCUCUAGCGUCACAUUUCAUGUGGACACUAUGGUCAAUAGUACAGACCAGGAUCUCUCAUAUACAGUUUGGCUAUUUGGACUAUGCAUUAGCACGCAUAGAGGGAUACUUCUGGCUGAAAGACCGCAUCAACACAUUUUCAAACCAUCAAACAAGAAAGCAGUAAUUGACUGGAGCAGCAUGUUUGAUACAAAGUAUGCAUGAAAUUGAAAUAAAACACGGUAAAACCUGAGAAAAUGGAACACCUUUGCCACUUCAAAAUGGUGUUUCACAUCAGAGGUGUUUAACACACAGAGGUUCAGUUCACAUUAAGUAAAUGAGAAACAGGACUUGGAAAAGUGUUCCACUUAUAAAGGUGUUCCACUUUACAGGUUUUACUAUAAUGUAGAAUCCAGUUCAAAUGAUCUAUUUUAGUCAUUCAUUGAGCUGUUAUGUACAGCUGUUGUGUAAAGCUGUUUUCUAGCCAUAAUGGAACAGUAUUACCAAAUUAACAGUACUACAGUGUAUUAAAACGAUGGAAUUGAUAACAGGGAACUUUUUUUAUGACUUGUAAGAUUUUGUUGUUUUAUUUUACAGAGACAAAACUACCCA
Molecule: messenger RNA, 1885 nt
Organism: Owenia fusiformis
Lineage: Eukaryota; Metazoa; Annelida; Polychaeta; Sabellida; Oweniidae
Source: the annotation of a GenBank genome assembly